AUGUACUACGAGCCAGCCUUCGUGAUGUGCACGCGCGGGCAGAGCGCCUGCCAGCCACCGCCUGGGCUCUCGCCGCCAACGCACAUCAACUGCGAGCCUUGGAAGGUCGCAGUGGACCCGAAGAUCUUCGACACCCCUUCGAUCUCACAAGGCAGGGUUGGCACAGCCUACUGGGCAGCUGACGAUUGUGGGAGCACAGAGGACGGAAGUGAUCGAGAUACGACCUCGGAAGGAUCCUCCGUGCAGGCCCAUGGCUCCUGGCGCAGCGAAGCGCAGUGGCAGCAGGAUCAGAAACCUUGGCCACAAGCUGCAAACACAAAUUCGGAGCGGGAACACGCCGCCACACCGAACACAAGUGUCGUGCACUCGACGUGCCGUUGGCACAAGUCGGCAAGCACAGUGGGAUCGAUCUCGACAGACGGUCACGUCUUCACCAAGUCGGCGAGUGGCCAAAAGGUCGUCAUCAACGACCGCGGAAUGCCCAUGGAGCUCAGCUCCAUCUGCAUGGUCUUCGACUCGACUCUCAGAUGCCGAGGUGUGCACACCUACCAAUACACCAUUCUCUCUGGGGAGUUGGGUGCGGCGGAUGGAGCAGGCUUCGUGUUCGAUUCGAAAGUUCGCC
Symbiodinium necroappetens is the source of this 622-nucleotide messenger RNA. The record is from the annotation of a GenBank genome assembly. NCBI's taxonomy places the organism in Eukaryota, Dinophyceae, Suessiales, Symbiodiniaceae.